This is a messenger RNA of Pelmatolapia mariae (spotted tilapia), 6969 nucleotides long. It is a transcript of the gene tanc2b, whose product is annotated as tetratricopeptide repeat, ankyrin repeat and coiled-coil containing 2b. Gene Ontology annotation, molecular function: protein binding. Bases 573 to 6962 code for a protein of 2129 amino acids. The record is from RefSeq and is a predicted model, not a curated record. Lineage: Eukaryota; Metazoa; Chordata; Actinopteri; Cichliformes; Cichlidae. The transcript is spliced from 32 exons. Gene Ontology annotation, biological process: regulation of dendritic spine morphogenesis. Gene Ontology annotation, cellular component: dendritic spine.
GCACUGACUGUCUCUGACUGCUCCACACGCACACAUACACGCAGACACGCAUGACUUUAGUUGUGAAUGGCCCAGACGCUUGACACGCUGGUUGGGCGAGAAGCAGCCGUGAGUCCGGCUCUGCUACCUGCUGCAGACCGAGCUUGCGCCGGGAGCACCCCGGGGUGUCGCUACUGUGACUGCACCCUGCGUUUGGACUGAAUGUGGCCGCUUUGAUCGGUGCAGUUAUUUUCGGAGUCACUCUCUGUAAGCUAUUUCGGAGCGACUGGAAACGCGCAGACUGGUAAUUUGGAGUAAGGAGCCGCACGGAGCGCUGCAGCAGCAGCACCAGCAGGCAGACAGGGAACCGGAGCAACAGCAGCAGCAGCAGAGAAGAAACGACUGUGAUGCCAAAGCUGGUCAUAAAAACAAAGGUUCAAGUCUAGAAAAGAGAGCUGCUGGGUGUCCCCUCUGGAGAGGGUUUGGGACUGUGGUUCAGCCCAGCGAAAUGUAGCGCCUCGCUGCCCUCAAAGCCGGAUUUGUUGUCUGCUCAUGAUUCUUCUGUAGUCGAGUCCAGGGCAUCUGCUGCAGUCAUGUUUAGAAACAGCUUGAAGAUGCUGCUGACGGGGGGGAAGGCAAAUCGCAAGAGUCGCAGCAGUGAUGGUGGGAGCGAGGACUUGGCAGACCCCCGCUCGCCCAGUCUAGACCCUCACCUGAGCCACAUCGGCCAAGGUGGCAGCAUAGACAGCGACUGUGCCUUUGAAGGAGACUACGCCGUGCCCCCGCUUUCAAUGACUGAGGGCAUGCAGCAUAUUCGCAUAAUGGAGGGCGUGUCACGCUCUCUGCCCUCCUCCCCGCUGCUCACCCAUCAGACCAUCAGUGUCAGGCUGCAGCCAAUGAAGAAGCUCACAGCCCCUCUGCGGAAAGCAAAGUUUGUGGAGAGCCCUCGCAUUCCACAAUCAGAGCUUGGCUCCCCUACACACACCUCCACCACUGCCAAGAAUCCAGACCUGGACACAUACUGCCCUGGGGAGUCAAGCCAGGAGCUGGGCCCCCCUCCGUCCGUGGAUGAGGCAGCCAACACAUUGAUGACGCGCCUGGGUUUCCUUCUCGGAGACAAACUGAGCGAGGGGCCAGCCGGUACCCAGUAUAGCAUGGAGGAACCCGAGGCGAGACAGGGCCAGAACCAGAGGAUCAGCCCGUGUUCCACCCUGACCAGCAGCACUGCCUCCCCACCUGCAGGCAGCCCCUGCUCAACCCUCCCCCCUGCCAUGCCCGGCCAGGCUGGCAACAGGGACUGCGCCUACGGUUCUGUCACUAGUCCCACCUCGACACUGGAGAGCAGGGACAGCGGGAUUAUCGCAACUCUGACCAGCUAUUCGGAGAACAUGGAGCGAGGCAGCAAAUACGGAGAGGGCUCGCGGGGAAACCUGAAACUGUGGCAGUCUCAGAAAUCAGGCAUGGACUCGUUCCUAUACAGGGUGGAUGAAAACAUGACCGCCUCCACCUACAGCCUCAACAAAAUCCCUGAGCGCAACCUGGAGAGCAUGUCCUCCCAUUCUGCCCACUCCAUCCCUCUGUACCUCAUGCCCCGCCCUAAUUCUGUGGCUGCUACCAGUUCGGCCCACCUGGAGGAUCUAGCAUACCUGGAUGAGCAGAGGCACACUCCAUUACGCACCUCGCUGCGCAUGCCCAGACAGAGCACCACCUGCGGGCCGGGUCGCUCCGGGCAGGAUCUGAGAGCUUCUGCAAAUAGCACCCAUGCCUGGCAAUCGCAGUCACUACGUUUUGCUCCCUAUCGGCCUCAAGACAUCGCCCUCAAACCUCUGCUGUUUGAGGUGCCCAGCAUCACCAUGGACUCGGUCUUCACCGGCCGCGAAUGGCUCUUCCAAGAGAUCGACGCCCACCUCAACAACCCCAACGUCAGCACCAACCAGGGCGUGGUGAUAGUAGGCAACAUCGGCUUCGGCAAGACGGCGAUUAUCUCUCGCUUGGUGGCGCUCAGCUGCCACGGCACCCGCAUGAGACAGAUUGCUUCAGACAGCCCCCAGGCCUCACCCAAACAUGGAGAGGGGCUUCCUCUUACCCAACCCCAGCCUACGCAUGGCACCCUCGGAGGAGGCAGCUGUCCCGGGACCCCAGAGAUGAGGCGACGUCAGGAGGAAGCCAUGAGGAGGCUGGCAUCUCAGGUGGUGGCGUACCACUACUGCCAGGCAGAUAACGCCUACACCUGCCUGGUGCCAGAAUUUGUGCACAAUGUUGCGGCUCUUCUGUGCCGCUCACCGCACUUAGUCGCCUAUAGGGAGCAGCUGCUGAGGGAGCCACACCUGCAGAGCAUCUUGAGUCUGCGGUCCUGCGUCCAGGACCCCCUGGCCUCCUUUAGGAGAGGGGUCCUGGAGCCCUUGGAUGCACUUUACAAAGAGAGGAAGAUUAACUCUGAGGAGGAUCUCAUUAUCCUCGUUGACGGCCUCAACGAGGCUGAGUUCCACAAACCAGACUAUGGAGACACCAUUGUCUCCUUCCUCACCAAAACCAUCAAUAAGUUCCCUCCCUGGCUCAAACUGGUGGUCACAGUCAGGACAACGCUACAGGAGAUCACCAACGCGCUGCCUUUUCACCGAAUCUCUCUGGACAGCCUGGAGGAGAAUGACGCCAUAGACCAGGACCUGCAGGGCUACAUCCUGCACCGCAUCCACAGCAGCCCAGAGAUCCAGAACAACAUCUCGCUCAAUGGCAAGAUGGACAACACCACCUUCGGCAAGCUCAGCGCCCACCUCAAGGCCCUGAGCCAAGGAUCCUACCUGUACCUCAAACUCACCUUUGACCUCAUUGAGAAGGGCUACCUUGUCCUCAAAAGCUCCAGCUAUAAGGUGGUUCCAGUCAACCUGGCUGAGGUAUACCUGCUGCAGUGCAACAUGCGCUUCCCCACACAGUCAUCGUUUGAACGGGCGCUUCCCCUGCUCAACGUGGCUGUGGCCUCACUCCACCCACUGAAUGAUGAGCAGAUAUAUCAAGCCAUUAACGCUGGUUCGCUGCAGGGCACCCUGGACUGGGAAGAUUUCCAGCAGCGUGUAGAUAACCUGUCGGUCUUCCUUGUGAAGAGGAGGGAUGGCACCAGGAUGUUUGUUCACCCCUCCUUCAGAGAGUGGCUGAUCUGGAGAGAAGAAGGGGAAAAAACUAAAUUCCUCUGCGACCCUAGGAGUGGGCACACCCUUCUGGCCUUCUGGUUCUCUCGGCAGGAGAACAAGCUGAACAGGCAGCAGACGAUUGAGCUGGGCCAUCACAUCCUCAAAGCACAUAUCUUCAAGGGUCUCAGCAAGAAAGUCGGAGUUUCCUCAUCCAUCUUGCAAGGCCUGUGGGUAUCCUACAGCACAGAGGGUCUCUCAGCUGCUCUUUCUUCACUCCGAAACCUCUACACUCCAAACAUCAAGGUGAGCCGGCUGCUGAUGUUGGGCGGCGCCAAUGUGAACUACCGUACAGAGGUGCUGAACAACGCCCCCAUCCUCUGUGUCCACUCCCAUUUGGGCUACAUGGACAUGGUGGCUUUGCUGCAAGAGUUUGGCGCUUCUGUUGACUCACAGUCUGAAAGCGGCCUCACGCCGCUGGGCUACGCUGCUGCUGGCGGGCACAUGACAAUUGUGACUGCACUCUGCCGCAGGAGAGCGAAGGUGGACCACUUGGAUAAGAAUGGUCAGUGCGCGCUGGUUCACGCAGCCCUCAGGGGCCACAUGGAGGUCGUGAAAUAUCUUAUCCAGUGUGACUGGAGUAUGGGGUCGCAACAGCAACAGCAGUCACCGCAGACUCAACAACAGUCGACUUUCACCAAGAGUCACGCAGUCCAGCAGGCUCUCAUUGCAGCAGCCAGUAUGGGAUACACAGAGAUCGUGUCUUACCUGCUGGACCUGCCAGAGAAAGAUGAAGAGGAGGUGGAGCGGGCUCAGAUCAAUAACUUUGACACCCUGUGGGGAGAGACAGCUCUAACUGCAGCCUCUGGUCGUGGGAAGCUGGAGGUUUGCCGUCUGUUACUGGAGCAGGGUGCAGCUGUGGCUCAGCCCAACAGGCGAGGCAUCGUCCCACUGUUCAGCGCCGUCCGGCAGGGACACUGGCAGAUUGUGGACCUUUUACUUACACACGGAGCAGAUGUGAACCUGGCUGACAAGCAGGGUCGUACGCCUCUGAUGAUGGCUGCCUCAGAAGGACACCUGGGAACUGUUGAGUUUUUACUAGCUCAAGGAGCCUCCCUGUCGUUGAUGGAUAAGGAGGGUCUAACUGCUCUGAGCUGGGCGUGUCUAAAAGGCCAUUUACCUGUUGUCCGCUGCCUGGUGGAGAGCGGAGCCGCCACUGACCACGCGGACAAGAACGGACGCACGCCCCUCGACCUGGCUGCCUUCUACGGCGACUCUGAAGUGGUCCAGUUCUUGGUGGACCAUGGGGCCAUGAUAGAGCACGUAGACUACAGUGGGAUGCGUCCUUUGGAUAGAGCGGUGGGCUGCAGAAACACGUCCGUGGUAGUCGCCCUGCUAAAGAAAGGAGCCAAGAUAGGAUGUCAGACGCUGCCCAGUCGGCCCCGAGGUCCAGCCACGUGGGCCAUGGCCACCUCCAAACCCGACAUCAUGAUCAUCUUACUCAGCAAACUCAUUGAGGAAGGAGACAGUUUCUACAAGAAGGGGAAGGUGAAGGAGGCUGCACAGCGUUAUCAGUACGCUCUCAAAAAGUUUCCACGCGAAGGCUUCAGCGAGGACCUUAAGACAUUCAGGGAACUCAAAGUAUCGCUCUUCCUCAACCUGUCCCGAUGUCGAAGGAAAAUGAACGACUUUGGGAUGGCUGAGGAAUUUGCUACUAAAGCGCUCGAACUGAAACCAAAAUCUUAUGAGGCGUACUACGCCAGGGCACGCGCCAAGCGUAGCAGCAGACAAUUUCCCGAAGCCUUAGAGGACCUGAAUGAAGCCAUAAAGCAGUGCCCCAAUAACAGAGAAAUCCAGCGGCUGCUCCAGAGGGUGGAAGAGGAAUUCCACCAGCUUAACCAGGAGGAGCACCAGCAGCAGGACCUGGAGCUGGAGCCGCCUCCCUCACCCCCUCCUACACCUCCCCCAGAAGAGGAGGAUUCCCUGUCUCUGUCCAUGCCUCUCCCCCCUCCACCAGAGCCCCGUCUGGAAGACAUGGAGCCCGUACAGGACUUGUUUGAGGAUGAGGACUACCUGGAGCAGGAGCUGGAAGCCAUGUCUAUGGGUCUGCCCCCACCAGAGUCCCUCACAAAUCCCUCCAGCCUUCCUAUAAUUCAGAGUCCACCCCUCUCCCCCACACAUCCAGAUCAGAUUUACUUGGCUGGAGGCUCACCCAUGGGCCAGCCCUAUGAAUACCACCCCACCUCUUCCUCCAUGUCCUCCCCAACUCGGGGCUCCUACCAGCCCACGUCGCCCUCCCUCUCUCCAACACAUCAGAACUCCCAUUACAGACACAGUCCCCCUCACACCUCCCCAGUGCAUCAGCCAUCCUACCGCUUCAGUCCACCUCCUAUGGGUACCGGGGGUCAGGGGAUGGAUCACCAGAGCCCACCGCCUUCCCCUUUACGUCGGGCUGCUCAGUAUAGAGCCAGUCCACCGUUAGAAAGUGUUUGUCUGUACAGGUCUCAGUCUGGGUCACCUGUGCGCUAUCAGACAGAGCAGCUUCCUGGAAGACCCAAAUCUCCCCUCUCCAAGAUGAGCAGCCAACGUUCUUUCCAGCUGAGUUCGCAGCCCUCUUUAUCCUCGCAACACCACCAAGCCCAAGGCCUCCGUCUGCAGCCUUCCAUAGCCCAAAUAGUCCGCACAAACCAGCCCAGCAACGUAAUGGGAAAUAGUAGUUAUGGUGGCCAGAUGGGCCACUCCAUGGGUGGUCGCUAUCAAGGGGGUUCAGUGGACGUAGAGAGCCGCUUGGUGUACCAGCCCUCACUGGAUGGACGGUCAAUGUCCCAAGUCCAGGCCAGCCUCAGUUCUGGGGCCCUCUGUCAGCACGGCGGCCGAGGAGGGGUUAUGGAGUCGAGCCUGUUGAAGGAUGAGCUACCCCAGCGCCCCUCCUCUGCCUACCGCGCCAGCAGUGGGGGCCCGGGGGGCAUCCGUUACAGCCAGACACCUCAGAUAAGCCGCAGCCAGUCAGCCGCCUACUACCCAGUCUCUGAACACGUUCUUGAGCGUGCCAAUGCCAUGCCCCCCUGCCAGCUGGGCUCUCCCGAGAUCCCCCAUAUGGUUAGACGCCCUGUGAGUGCCAAUACUACUGAAAUGAAGCAGCAUGUUCCCACCCCUAGGCCUCUCAUCCAUUCUCAGAGUGUAGGCCUUCGAUUCUCACCUUCCAGCAACAACAUCUCAACUGGAUCCACCUCGAAUUUAGCCCCGGGUUUCAGGCCUUCCUCUUCCAUUCAGCAGAUGGAGAUCCCCUUACAAGCCACAUACGAGCGCACCUGUGAUGACAUCUCUCCCAUCUCUCCCUCCCAGGGUGGUGGGGGGUUGUAUCAGGGAGAGACCACUCGCUCCCGCAAUACGCCUUUUAUGGGGAUCAUAGACAAGACGGCUCGGACUCAGCAGUACCUGCAUCAGCCCUCACGGUCCAGGGCAAUGACAUCUAUGGACUCUGCCAUCAGCCCCACCUCCCCCGGUCAGCUGGUCCAGCAAGGUUCCACCUACAGUCCCCCCGCCUCACUGGGUAAUAUUGCCUACUACAACAAGACCAACAACGCCCAAAACGGACACCUGUUAGAAGAGGAUUACUACUCCCAGACUCAGCCCCCCUCUCUGGGAAAGCUGGCCAAUGGCUCCCGUGGCAGUGGGGACAUCCUGGAACGGGUCAGCCAGGUGCCCACCUACCCAGACGUGAAGGUGGCGAGGACUCUGCCCGUGGCACAGGCCUACCAGGACAACAUGUACCGACAGCUCUCGCGUGACUCCCGGACCCAAGGCCCCACCUCCCCCAUCAAACCAAAGAGACCAUUUGUGGAGUCGAAUGUGUGAUGGGCUG